CCACGAAGCGGCGCCGUGCGCGACGACGACGACGACGGACGACGACGGUAAUCGUCGUCGACAACUUCGAAUGAUAUCCACGCACGCUACAUUUUUCUCGUCAUCGCUCUCCGUUCACUUCAGAAAAAAGUGUCAUCGAGUUCCAAGUUGAAAAUUAAAUUUCAACCCGGAAACAUCAACUUUCCGCCACACGAUCUCUGUCUCGCGAUUUUCUCAAUAUCUUUCGCGCCGCGGACGUGAGAGUGAUGGCGCGGGCGCCCGAUUCCAAAACGAAUGAUACGAAUACUUUUUAUGAACGUGCUUCAUUUAUCGAGAACGUGGUGGAGAACGAGCACCGCAGCGUGGAUAAUGGUAGUCGCAUCUAUAAUUAACCUUGGAGGCGUCUCGCAGGGGAACAAAGUACCAUCUCUGCAAGAAUUUAGAUCCAUCAGUGGAUUCUCGAUGAAAAACGGACUAUUGGUAAAUUAACAAUGCGAUGCAGAAAAAACAGAGGAUACGACUUGCACAUCAUUAAUUUUUCUUCUUGAACGUUCCCUAAUAAAUGUCACGUUUUGAAUAAUUAGCCAGAUCCAUAUGACAACACGUAGUAACUUUGGGAAGCGAUCUUUAGGACAUCUAUCGAAAGAGGAUUAUUAACAAGCGGAAUUAAUGCAUUCUGCGGAAUAAUGAACUUGAACCUGAAUGAUAGUUGUGGUUUACAAACAGAGAGAUAAUUGUGGCUCGUCUAUGGAAUUGCAAGCAGUGAACUGUGCAAUCGUUUGAAAAGAUAAUUUUCUUGCGAUUUCUCAAUAAGUGUAAGUGGGAAAUCGCUUCAUCGUUACUCGGCAUGAAUUUUGCGACAUGAGAUAUAUAUGUUACAGAAUGGGAAUCGGAAUUAACCGUGUGACUCAUUUCGGAGAAGUGAUAUUCUGAGCGACACCUCGGUCACGUUUUACGAGCCGAGUAAUUCCUCGUGGAAUCUGAAUUAACGGCUUCGCCGUUGGCCUCUCGUCGGCGACAUUACAUUGGAAAACGACGAUAAAGACCGAAUGAUUAAGAGGGAAUAAUUAAAGCAAAAGCUCGGAUGUUCGAACCCGUAAGAGAACGCAUCGCCAGGCGCGUUCUGAUAUCCACGAUUAGGAGGAGGAUCGAUCGAUCUCGGAAUUAACAGUCUGCGAGUGUCAAACGAGCCGCGACAGGAACAUCAAUACCCUAAUAAAUGUCACUCGCACGAUCGAUCGUCGCCUUUUGCCAGCCAUGACGUAAAGAGAGGAUUUAACAGCGACGAGGGUCAACGUUGUCGAGAGCGGCUGUCGGGAUCGGCUGUCCAGAUCGUAUGCAGGUCCCGAUCUCUCGUGUGGGUGCGUCGAAGUUCGUGAUCCUGACACCGCUUAGGGGGGUGGUCCUCUACAGUUAUGCACGGAUGGAGGAUGAACUGCAGUGCGUGAGGGAGAGAGGUAAUCGCUCCUAAACCGAUGAGAUGACAGUGCUGUGCGUGCUGUGGGCUACUCUGUCCACUGUGGCCUCGAUUCUCGCGUGCUCUGGUUUUUAUCUGCCUUACUGGAUUCAGGGACGACUGUUGGGGAAGGCUGACGCGUACUUCAGUUCCUUUCGGCGUUGCAAUUAUCCGCGAAUCAGGGCUCCUAACGCCACGCUUGAGAUAGUUUACGAGUGUGCGAGGUAUUCCAGUUUUUGGGACAUACCGAGUGCUUGGUGGCAGGCGAGCACAGUCACAAUGGGUAUCGGCGUUGCGAUUGCCGUGAUCGGCGCCCUCACACUUUUGGCAGCGGCAUCAUCAUUCCUUCCGCAUAUUCUCAAAACGCCAAAGCACACGAGGAUUCUUGGUUCCUUACAAUUGCUCGCUGCUACGAUGAUAUGCGGCGGCCUGGUCAUGUAUCCGAUAGGCUGGGAUAAUCGGGAGGUACGCGAAUCCUGUGGGAAGGGGGCCAACGUUUACAAUCUCGGGAAGUGCUCGGUGUCCUGGUCGAGUCAUUUGCUGGUCGGCUCGGUGGCAUUGCUGAUGCUGUGCUUCGGCCUGAGCUUCUGCGCGGCGCGACACAAGCCCGACGCGAAUCCGCACACGGAUCCUCUGCGCAUUUGACAAUCGAGUAUGUCUUUUCAUCAACAAUCGUCCAAUUACGUCUGCAUAGUGACCUAAUUACGGGCUUAUUCAGUCCUGCUUGCAUCAUCUUCCCUCGAGGAGAAUGGAUAAGAUGAAAGAGGAUUUAUGGCAAAGAUCACUUUCGAGGGCAAAUGCUCUUACGUGACACGAAGUAGUUUCCUAUAAGCGGACUAGUGUAAAGGAGAAGAGAGGAGGUGGAGGAGGAUAAUGACAUUGGUGCAGACAGGUUGAGAGAAGAGAGGAAUGCGGUAACGCGGCGAAUCAGCGACACAGCGAUAAAAACAGAUGAUGAGAUAAGCGAAGACAGAAGAAGUUGCGUUGCGCACCGGUGAAUGAAUUGGAUCAUACCGAUCAUUAAGAGAGAAGUGCACUUUUACAUUAGCUCAAUAAUAUUUGAUACAAAGGAACGCACGAUAAGAAUAAAUAUUUACGAUGUUGAGUCGCGAUGUAAAGAGAAGAGAUGUAAAUAAAAUGAGCAAGAAAAAAUCACGUUGUCUUUCAUUCAUUUUCUAAGUGCACGUCGCUCGACUAGGAACGAAUUAAUCGUUUAAAUGAGAUGCUUUACGAGGACGUAAAACGGCGAUAAUAAAAAUGCGGAUAAUGAGGAGUAAUUUCUACGUCGAAUGCGCUUAUAGUGAAAAGAGAUGUAAUAAAACCCCUCGGAAACUCUCGAUAGUAGGAUCAAAUUUAGCUCAAAAUUCUCAACUUACGCAAAAUUAAUCUGCGAGAAAAUAGCAAGUUCAAAAAGAACCAAGACAUUUAAAGU
Molecule: messenger RNA, 2867 nt
Organism: Atta colombica
Lineage: Eukaryota; Metazoa; Arthropoda; Insecta; Hymenoptera; Formicidae
Product: lipoma HMGIC fusion partner-like
Exons: 6
Coding region: 1460-2080 (206 amino acids)
Cellular component (GO): membrane
Source: RefSeq, a predicted model, not a curated record